GAAGACAGCAUGUGGGAUCAGAGGACCCUGGGCCCCAGCUGAGAGAGUUCCAGGGCAUUUGGAUUCAGUGUCAGCAGAGCGAGACGACAAAGAACACUCCAGGGAUGGACAAGAGAGGAGCCUGCUCAGAGUGGUUACUAAAAACAGGAACCUACCCUUCUGCAAGUCCCGCGUGCCUUCCUCAUUUCUAGCAGAGGAAGUGUGUGGCUGGUUUAGCAACUGCUGUUCUUCUUGAUAGCCUGGGCUUCUCUACACCCGCGGAGGCCUGGCCACCUGCUCACUCUGUGCGAGCAGCAGCAGCAGCUGAUGGAGAGGCGGUGACAGCGCUCCUGGAAGUCCCUCCUCAACAACUCCCAGGGGAGACCAUGCCCAGCUUUUGAAGGCUUCGAGCAUCUUCGACAGCCCGGGGAGAGAGAGCGAUGGGAAACAGUAUGCGAUCCACCCCAGCACCUCCCGAGAGGCCUGUGCCCAGCCCAGAUGGACUGGACAGCGACUUCUUGGCCGUACUGAGUGAUUACCCAUCUCCUGACAUCAGCCCGCCCAUAUUCCGCCGGGGGGAGAAACUGCGAGUGAUUUCUGAUGAAGGGGGCUGGUGGAAAGCCAUUUCCCUUAGCACUGGUCGGGAGAGCUACAUCCCUGGGAUGUGUGUGGCCAGAGUUUACCACGGGUGGCUGUUCGAAGGGCUAGGCAGAGACAAGGCAGAGGAGCUGCUACAGUUGCCAGACACAAAGAUGGGGUCUUUCAUGAUCCGAGAAAGUGAGACAAAGAAAGGAUUUUACUCCCUCUCCGUGAGACACAGGCAGGUGAAGCACUACCGCAUCUUCCGCCUGCCUAACAACUGGUAUUACAUCUCCCCGAGGCUCACCUUCCAGUGCCUGGAGGACCUGGUGAAUCACUAUUCCGAGGUGGCCGAUGGCCUCUGCUGUGUGCUGACCACACCCUGCCUCACUCAGAGCACAGCUGCCCCGGCGUUGAGGGCCCCUGACUCACCCGUCACCUUGCGCCAGAAGACCUUCGACUGGAAGAGAGUGCCCAGACUGCAAGAGGACCCUGAGGGAGCUGGGAACCCACUUGGCGUGGAUGAGUCCCUUUUCAGCUAUGGCCUUCGGGAAAGCAUCGCUUCCUACCUGUCCCUGACCAGCGAUGACAACACCUCCUUUGAUCGAAAGAAGAAAAGCAUGUCCUUGAUAUACAGCGGGAGCAAGAGGAAGAGCUCCUUCUUCUCAUCACCACCAUAUUUUGAAGACUAGCCUGAGAACAGACACCAUCAUGUGCACCCAAAUUAACAGAGGUUGGAACUGUCACCCGGGAUUUGGCAGAGAAGCCUAGUUCCCUGGUCCCUGGGGAACUGCACAUCUUCCAGAAGCCAAGAGAAGACAUGUGGAGACAUGAACUCACAUCUUCUCUGUCCACAUCAUGACAAAGGGAGCCCCUCCCUGGUGUCCGAUCAGCAGUGAGACAUCACAAAAUGUUGAAUCAUGACAUGAUCAAGCAACAUUUCAGAAGAGCCCUGUGUAUGUGUGUAUGUUCAUCGUGUUUGUGGGAAAGAUAAAGACAUUGUCUCACAAGAAAGUGCACAAGACCGUUCUCCAAAGAACUGUCCAGAGGGUCACACUCUGAGCUCAUCAGAGAGAACUUCGCAAAAAAAAAAAAAAAAAAAAGCCUGAGAAAAUAAGCCGAAAAACUGUGGCCUGGCUGGUCUAGGUUUGCAAAUUGAUCCCUCGCAAUGAACUUUUCUCACCAACCCCUCAAGAGACCUUUGGUAUGCAGCUCCUCUCUUUUGAAGGGACCUCAGUGACACUAAACGUUAAUCUUCCUUAUCUUCCCUGAAUCAGGAGAUCCUGGUGGCCUGCUGGUGCCAGAGCCACAUGUGCAGGAAUCAGAUAGCCUCCCUGCUUCUGCAGAGGGCAAGGCAAAGGGGAGAGAGGGAGGCUGCUUGUGGGAAAAUGAGAGGGUAGCUCUGGAGCCCUGCAAGCUUUCCUGGUGUCCCCGGCCGUGGCUUCAUGGCACAGAAAGAGCUUUCUGACAUGAUGAGACUCUUGCCAGUACUAAUGCACCAGUUGUUCACUCAUGAUUGCGGGAAUAGGUAACUGUGUUAAGUCCCAUGUCAGGUGAAAAAUAAGAAAAGGAAAGAAGAGAAAAGGAAAGGAAAGGAAAGGAAAGGAAGGAAGGAAGGAAGGAAGGAAGGAAGGAAGGAAGGAAGGAAAAACAGAUCAGCAAAGGCAAUCACAGUAUAGACAGGAAGAAAAAUGUACAAACAAAUAUCGUGAAAGUGGAGUGUAAAGGGAGAAAUCAGCUCAUGGCUCCAGGGAGACUGGGUCAGUAAGGGUGGCUCGUGAGCUCACGUUUCAGCUGGACCUUCACAGAGGCUAAGUGUGGCUGGAUUGAGUAGGUGAGAAUGGUUGACUUUCUUGGAAAAAAAAGAAAAAAGCAAAUUGAUUAAAUUCUGAAGAAUUAAUUCUAAGUCUAAAGAAUUAAUUCAUUAACGUGAUUUUUCUGUAUCAUCAGUGUUUUAUUCUAAGAAGGGCCUGGCAGCCACAUGAAGAAAACUGCUGAGCUCCAGGAAAGAAGGGAGUCAGAGUGGCUUUAAAUCUGUCAUACUCAUUUUAAGAGAUGUGAGAGAGAGCACGGCAAAGUUCUAGAAAAGGGAAGUAUUUAUCUUGAGGCUGCCAUUGGAAUCUUGUUAGGAAGGGGGCUGCAGAUGCACCCAUGACUCAUUUUAUCCUGUUGGAAAAGGAUUCAGGGGGAAGAGGGGGGCCUGUGGAACCCCUCACUGCCUGAUAUGAGAUGUCUGUCUGUUCACCACAUGCAUUCCGUAGAUCUGAGAUCACUGUGCUGGUGGUAUGUGUAUAUGCAUUUAUGUGAUUUUCUGUAUCAUCACACUCUGGUGUGUUUAUACAAGAAGACAUUUACAGUUUCCCCAAGAAUCGCUAAAGGCAGUUUCAAGGGACCAGCCGAUGUGUGGGAAAUGAAUAUAACACUGUGGACGCUGACUUCCACCACAAGGCAGGGUGACCUCGCAAAUGCCAGAUGUUUGUACAAUGUCUUAAGCAUUGUUUUCCGUUGUAACUAGUGUGCUGGGAACUUUUGGGGAGCACUCAGAGGUAUUUCUAC
Nyctereutes procyonoides (raccoon dog) is the source of this 3114-nucleotide messenger RNA. RefSeq names its product Src like adaptor (gene SLA). The coding region runs from base 420 to 1250 and encodes 276 amino acids. The transcript has 9 exons. The record is from RefSeq and is a predicted model, not a curated record. Lineage: Eukaryota; Metazoa; Chordata; Mammalia; Carnivora; Canidae. Gene Ontology annotation, molecular function: protein binding.